AUGCAUAUCGACAAGGAUCCACCCCCUCCGGGGGUCUCCAAGCCCGCACGCGCACAAGGCUCCAAGUGGUAUAGCCGCGAACUCGGGCGAUCUGCGGGCGAUCCGUCGGCAAGCUCGGCUAGCACAGCGCCAGGGAACCCCGGCCCCCUUCCGUCCUCCUACACGGUGAGCUCGGGCACGCAUAUACUCGGUGUUACCCACGCUGCGGAGGACGAAGCCGGCCAGGCAGAACCUAGUCCGGGCGCUUCACGAAAGACCAGGGCUGAGAAAGGGAAGGCGAAGGCAGUCGAGUUCACCCCCGAGCCAGACUCAGACGCCCCGGGAUCAGACGACGACACACCCGGGUUGAUCGACCCGAUCGAAUUCCCGCCCCUGGGUGGCAGCCCAGCACCCGAGGCGUCUACCCCGGCCAAGAUCGGCAAGCCCGCAGACGCGGGGACGGGGGGCACCCAAGGCAAUCAGGACGACCAAUGCGACCUCGACUUCCCCAUGGAGUUCGAGGCUCUGAUGAAAGAGGGUUACGAGCCGGAUGCGGCGCGCCAGAUGCUGCGCGCAGCCGCCGCGGAGGCCGCCGAACGCGAGGCGGCCAAACAGCGCAGGAGGGAGGAAAGACACGCCGCGCGCGAAGCCGAUGAAGCCGCACGCAAGCACGAGAAGGCCGAGCGUCAACGCAAGGAAGCGGAGGAAGUCCGAGAGCGCAACCUCAAGGCCAUCCUAUCCAGCGCGAUCAAGCGGAGGCGAAGCGUCCUCGACUCGGGCAAGGCACAGCUCAAGCGCGUGAAGAAGUCUUUGGGCAAGGUCGGCAAGGCGGCGGCUAGGCGCUUGUCGCGACAGCCGUCGCGAUCAUCCGCGAGCGGCUCUGAGGACACCGCGGGGGACGAAGAGCUGGAGGAGGACGAAGAUGAGGGUAUGGUAUGCGAGGCCGACAACUCUCCCGACAUCUUCACGCUCAACAGGGCCCCCAUCGACACCCGCCUGAUCACCAUGCUUCGCACCGGACACUACAUUCCCCUCUCCGCCCUCACCAACGAAUCCUUGCGCGCGAUCCGAUCGGAGGCAUCAAAGCGGAAGCUGGUCAAAGCCGAGCCGCUGCACGGGGAGAAGAAGCAUCACAUACUCGAGGUCAGCGUCUUCCCGGACGAGCGUCUGAUGUCGGCUGCGGACUGGGAAGAAGCGUGGAAGAACAUGCUGGAGGGUCUGAUGCCGGGAGUAUGCACACCUGACAUCAUCGCGCGCUGGCGGGCGCACGUAGACUACAGUCAAACCCCUCAUAGCGCAUACCUAUCAUAG
Messenger RNA from Epithele typhae, 1290 nucleotides. RefSeq lists its product as uncharacterized. The transcript has a single exon. Bases 1 to 1290 code for a protein of 429 amino acids. NCBI's taxonomy places the organism in Eukaryota, Fungi, Basidiomycota, Agaricomycetes, Polyporales, Epitheliaceae. The record is from RefSeq and is a predicted model, not a curated record.